AUGCUCGGCACCUGGCUCGCGGCGUCGGCCUUUGCGCUGCAGCCUGCCGUCUGGACACGUCCGGCGUCUCUGCGGACACGACACCGGUGCCAGCUCAUCGCGCAAGACAACAACUGGUACCCUGCCGCGAGCGGCGAAACGUACUACUAUAACGCCGACACCGGCGAGGCGCAGUGGCAGGUUCCUCCUUCUGCGUACAGUAGUUCGCUCGUCUGGCGCGUGCUGCCCCACGCCGGUAUCCGCUACGAGUACGCGGGAUGCACGCUCGCGAUGCCGCUCUGGCGGUCCGACAUGGCCGACCCGUCGCCGUACGUGUCGCGGCUGCAGUGCGUCGUCCACGGCGUCCAGGGCUCGCACCUCAACCUCUCACAGACCAGCGCACAGCGCCAUGCGAUGGACCGUCUUCUCGAUAACAAGGCUGCGAAGCACGUGCCGCCUCCGACCCUGUGGCGCGCCCACGAGUCCGCUCCGUGGAUGGUGCUGCGGAAGGCGAGGCCGCUCGGAGACGACAUCGGGUUCGACGGCACGCACGCGCUGCAGCAUGGCGAGCAGAUCAGCUUGGACAUCCGCGAGCCAGAGGCGGCCGUGUUCACGGUCACAUGCGAGGAGGCGGGCGCCGGCGCGUCCGUGCCGCAGGAGGACGGCUACAUGCAUGGGUACGGCGAGAGAGAUUUUUAG
This is a messenger RNA of Emiliania huxleyi CCMP1516, 678 nucleotides long. RefSeq lists its product as hypothetical. Gene Ontology annotation, molecular function: protein binding. Lineage: Eukaryota; Haptophyta; Isochrysidales; Noelaerhabdaceae. The coding region runs from base 1 to 678 and encodes 225 amino acids. The record is from RefSeq and is a predicted model, not a curated record. The transcript has 7 exons.